Molecule: messenger RNA, 837 nt
Organism: Desarmillaria tabescens
Lineage: Eukaryota; Fungi; Basidiomycota; Agaricomycetes; Agaricales; Physalacriaceae
Exons: 5
Coding region: 157-726 (189 amino acids)
Source: RefSeq, a predicted model, not a curated record
CGUAAAAAAUUCCCCUGCCACUUCGUUUGCUUCCUUUCGGUUCCUGACCGCUUUGUCGACAUGCAGUAGACUGAGCGUCCCAAUGUUCGUGGUUUCCUGAUAUAGUGAAUCCUUAUUGUUGGAUCAUUGAGCUCCAAGGUCUUCGAAUGAGGACCUAUGCCCAUGAUGUUGCAGUCGCAAAGAUGGAGAUACAUGGCUAUGUUCGCAGCCAGCACCUUUACUCUUCUUUUCUCGAUGGCUACAGUCUUUCACAGCGUCUCGACUCAUGUUUUCUCGAUAGAAGAGAGUUCUGAUAACCCAACCUACAGUAAGUAUCCAUUUGUAUGUGCCGCAGAGGACUACCCUAACCCGGGACGCGUCAAAGCCUUCAUAGACAACGACUUCCCAGAACUGAUGCCGAUCGACCUUCCUGACGUCUUCCUCACGAUGGAGGAGAGCCGACACUACGGGAUUUCAGGACUUGAUGACCGUGAAGAGUGGGCGUCUUCCGCUGCGUACGGUUUUGGGUAUUUACGCCUCGGUGAGGAGAAAAGGCGAUUUGCGAUCCGACAAAUGAUUCUUUGCAAUCCCGACCUUACGCUGGAGCCGGCAGAUAUGUUAACCCGAAACUACGAAAUCAAGCGGGUGGGAGCUACACAUGUCUGCAAAGACUGGUCAAGGGUGUACGAGGAGAUGGAAAGAAACGUGAAUGCGACGACGAGUCGAGAUUCAGACUCGCAGCAGUGAGAAAAGUGAUCAGUGGCUGUGAAGGGGGAUCGGGAUUUCCCGAACAUUCGAUCGAUUAGUUUCUUUUUUUGACGCUCGGACCUUGUACUUGAACUUCCUACAUAACCCUCA